Penicillium soppii is the source of this 441-nucleotide messenger RNA. RefSeq lists its product as uncharacterized. NCBI's taxonomy places the organism in Eukaryota, Fungi, Ascomycota, Eurotiomycetes, Eurotiales, Aspergillaceae. The transcript has a single exon. The coding region runs from base 1 to 441 and encodes 146 amino acids. The record is from RefSeq and is a predicted model, not a curated record.
AUGAGCAUGACACCCGGUUCAACUUUUUCUUUCCUCACUUUCUGCCAGACAGAAGCCGAUUCUUCUGCAAUCCCAUUUGAAUGCGUGAGAUAUCGGUGCAAAAAGUCGGAUAACCCAAUCAAGUUUGCCUACGUCCCGAUAUACAAGCAAUUCCCCCGCUUUAACACCGAAGUUGAGGACUCAUCUAUCCGCGCUAGCCAAGUUACACGCUGGGUUCCACCCGAGUUAGCCGCCUACAAAACAUUGACUAAUACGAAAGCUACACCUCGCCUGUCAGGGUGGUCAGUGGAGAAACAGAAGAGCUCCAGACUUAUCCGUGGUGGAUUCAUUGUAUCACUCGCAUGGGAGGAGGUACCUGGUAUACAGCUAGGAGAUUGCUUUAGCGGAGACGUGUUCUGGAGCUUAAGCCAUAAGAACGAGACACUAUCCGCCAGGCUUUAA